This is a messenger RNA of Oppia nitens, 1356 nucleotides long. Its product is annotated as zinc finger protein 43-like. The record is from RefSeq and is a predicted model, not a curated record. The transcript is spliced from 4 exons. Gene Ontology annotation, biological process: regulation of transcription by RNA polymerase II. Lineage: Eukaryota; Metazoa; Arthropoda; Arachnida; Sarcoptiformes; Oppiidae. Gene Ontology annotation, molecular function: RNA polymerase II cis-regulatory region sequence-specific DNA binding; DNA-binding transcription factor activity, RNA polymerase II-specific. Gene Ontology annotation, cellular component: nucleus. Bases 1 to 1356 code for a protein of 451 amino acids.
AUGAGUGGAUCAGCUAAAGCCGUCAUUACAGUCAAUGACUUAUUGGAUGAAUUGGUUAAAGAAAAUGAACGACUUUUGGGUCAAUUGAACAUCACUUUGGAUUUGAUCCGAUUAUGUGAAGACUACAAACAAUUUGUUGUCGACUUUUGUCUUCAUUGUCGUUGUGGUGACCGACAGAAAUACGAAGAUAUCAUCGAUCGACUUGACUCUCAAUAUAAAACUAUUAUUAAAGAUAAUUGUGACAAAUCAGAGACAAUAUUGACUAAAAAUAACAAUCAAAUGAGUGAUGAGUUAAUUGAUGGCAAAAAGUUAGCGAAAAAUAAAGUGAAACGAAGUCAAAGACAUGACUUUAUUAAACCAAAACCUAUUUAUAGUAAUAUCAAUAAUGAGUGCAAUAGUCAAACAAAGAGGAAAAUUAUCGGCUAUUUAUGUAAUUACGGAAAUUGCAAUUACCGAAACUGGUCAAAGGGUAAUGUUUGCCGACACGUCUCGAAAAUGCAUUUAAACAAACGGCCACUAAUUUGCCGCGAAUGCCGACAAACGUUUUGGGGACAAAAACGAUUGCUUGAACACAGAAAAAUCAAACACAUGGAUCAACUGAUAUAUAAUAGUAACCGAAAUGUUUACAAAUGUGAUUAUAAUGGAUGUGUUUAUGAGUGUAAAAGUUUGUCAAAUUUAAAUCAACACAAACGCAGACAUAUCGGCGAUAAACCAUUCAAAUGUCUGGUCGAAGAUUGUUUGUCUUCAUUUGUUACAAAAAGUGAACUCAAAACUCAUAACAUUAACAUUCAUAGCAAUGAAUAUCCCUUUAUAUGUCAUUUGGAUGGAUGUCUUGAGGCGUUCAAGACUAAGGAACGUCUCAAAUGUCAUACUUUUAUACAUACAAAUGAGUGGCCAUUUGUUUGUGAGUGGCCCGGAUGUGAUGCUAAAUAUGCCAAAAAUUCAGAUUUAAGAUUGCAUCGGUUAUGUAUUCAUUGUCCAGAAAAGCCGUACCCGUGUGAGUGGCCGGGAUGUGAGUCGACAUUUAAAACAAAAAAUGGUAGACGACUUCAUAAUUUUACACAUACCGGUGAAAGACCUUAUAGAUGCGAAUGGCCGGGUUGUGAGGCCAGUUAUUAUAUGAUAUCCAAAUUGAAUCGACACAAACUAAGUCAUAAUGGUAUAAAAAGAUACCAGUGCUCGUGGCCCGACUGCACCAUGAAAUAUAGUACGAGUCAUAAUUUGAAACUGCAUUUAAUGGCCCACAGAAAUGAUAGGCCAUAUGUUUGUGACUUUGCUGACUGUCAGCGACGGUUCACCGAUAAGUCKCAAAUGAAAAGACAUUUUAAGAAAGUCCACAAAAGUGAUACUAAAUAG